Molecule: messenger RNA, 4382 nt
Organism: Maniola jurtina (meadow brown)
Lineage: Eukaryota; Metazoa; Arthropoda; Insecta; Lepidoptera; Nymphalidae
Exons: 8
Coding region: 537-2882 (781 amino acids)
Biological process (GO): regulation of transcription by RNA polymerase II
Cellular component (GO): nucleus
Source: RefSeq, a predicted model, not a curated record
AUGGCGCUCUAAAAGCUUUCAAAAACUCAAUCGGCCACCAUUGUUGGAUGUGAUCCUUGUGCAUAGUUUGAUAUAAUUUACUUUAUUCGUGCAGUUACUUGUGAUAUUUAUUGUAUUUUUCGAAAGACUAAAGUGAUGCGCAGUUAAUAAAAAAUAAUCCUGCCCCAGAGUGCAAAUACAGUGUAUAUUUUCAAACCUAAAAUGCGUUCAAAAUGUCACGCGAAGUGAGCUUCAGAUUCGUGAACACCAUACCGUGCUCGUAAUAAAUGUGGUUUUCAUCUGUAUAAUCGCAUCGUUAAGUGGAUUUAUGUGCUGUUUCGUGUUCAGUAUGUCUGCAAGGUGAUACAGACGCUUGUGAUAUCAACAUGCAUGCCUGAAAAGGAUUGAGAAGUUUCUGUACACGUCGUAAAGGAUCGCAGUUACGCGAACGAAGGCUCGAAAGUUGCCGGCAACAUUAUGGUGGACUGAAGGGGUGAUUGUUAACGAAUCGGAAUUGAAUAAGUUUUGUAAACAGUGCCCAGAGGGUUCCGCGCACGAUGUCUGGCGGCUCGCAGCACAAUCCAAAUGGAAGACAGUCGCAACUAGGCGCGGGCUGGAGUCCCUUACAGUUACAGAUGGCCAACCUGCUGGCGCGCGCACCCGCCGCGCACAUGGCGUCGGAGCGCGGCGUGACGUGGCACACGCCCACGCCGCCGCCGCACCUCUACCACGUGCCCGCGCCCUCGCCGCCCGCCAUCGACCCCUUGCAGGGUCUGUUGACGUUGCAGGCGAUGAAGGGCGGCGCCAACUCCGUGUUCCGGCACACGGCCACGCCGCCCGAGCUCUACCGCCACACGCCCACGCCGCCCGACAAACACCUCAUGAGGCAUACUCCGUCUCCGGGUGACGUAAAGGCCGGUGCAGCCCUGCCUCCAGCAGAACUCUAUCCACAUUUGGGCCCUGGCAGAGAUAAACUGAUGCGUCCGGACGAUUUGCUCUCGUACGCUCGCGGCGGUGUCGACCUCACAGUGGGCGGGCCGCGGGGUGCGAACGGCUCCCCGGCUCCGAUGCAUCCUACGCCUGGAGCUCCGGCUUUGUCAGUGCGAGAUGCGCCCACGAUCAACAGUCUGAUCGCACGAGCGGCGCCGCACGCACGCCCUGCCCACGCGAGGGUUGAUGCGCUACUGGAGCGCCUGUCGGCCGCACCUGCUCCAGCGUCGCCCCACUCCGUCAUAGUGCACUCUCGGGCUGCGCCCACACCAUCACCGCCCUCCUCCAAUGAGGAUUCAACAGAUUCCUGUGGAGCCGCACCCGGCUCCAAGCGGAAAAGAAAACCGGAGCGCACAAUACGCGUCCCAGUCCCUCCGCCCCUCACACACCCACCACUCGAAGCUCCCAAGCCCGCCACUCCGCCCCGAGUCUCGCCACAAACCACCCAGCCGCCUCUCGAAAACGGCGACACUACUUACGAAACCCAAAACGGACCAGAAAAACCACCUUCACCCCCGCCAGAGCCGCACGCGCGGAGAAAAACCCGCUCCGGCUCCGCGGAGACCAUAGAUGACAUCGCCGCGAUGAUCGCCAGCACCACGGACCAUAGAGACACCACAGUGGAACCUACCCCCGCCCCUGAACCAGAAACCCCAGUGACAGUCGACAAACUAAAAAGUGUUCUGGCCAGCCCUGAACCUGAACCCAAAUCCCCAAUUCCACUCAAACCCGAAAACUUACCGCCCCAGCCGGAACCCGAGCCCGAAUUGCCAAAACAAAAUUCCCCCAAGAAAACCCCUCCACAAAAUUCUCCCCCACAAAAAUCCCCACCGAAAAAUGACGAACCAGAACCUCCACCGGCGACCGCCGCCGCGCCUCGACGACGAAGUGCGAGGAACUCCAACGCAGAAUCAACUAAUGUACCUGUCGAAUCUCCAUCAGAGGGAAAACCAGCAGAACCGGAGGCGAGCGAAGUGAGCGAGGCUAGAACUGCUGAACCCACAGCAGCUAGCUUUGUCGAAGUUGAGAACCAGUUGGAGAAAAUGUUUGCUGGAAUCGAGGAGGAAAAUCCAGCUGGAAUGGAACAAGAGGAAAAAUCCACCUCGGAAAAGAAGCAAACCGCAAAAGCAAGGAAGCGGAGAAAAUCUGCUCCGACCAAGGGUGAAAGGAAAGCUUCUAAGCGAGCGAAUCGAUCGUCUACUGGUGAUGAAGGUCCUAGACGAAAGGCUGCAAGGAAGAAGGUGGUGGAGAAAAAGAAGAAGGAAAUAGCUGCCCCUCAAGCACCAGUCAAAGAUGCAUAUGAUUCUGGCAGCAAUGCGAGCUCCAGUCGAUCGAGAGGGCCAUACAUACAGAUCGUCGGGCCGCGCGACUCACCCGUAUCAGUAUCAGUGGUCAACGCGACCGCCGGCGCGACCGACGAAGAAAGACGAAUGGGCGACGAGUGGCGGAACGGCUUGCGUGCGCGGGGCCUGCACGCGAGCACCCUGGGGCUGCGCUACGACGCGUCCACACCGGACGCCUCGUGGCUGUGCGCCUUCUGCGAGAAGGGGCCGCAUUAUGCUGGUCUGGGCGACCUGUUCGGACCCUACCAGCUCGAUACCAACUGUGAGGAGUAUAGAACGCUGGACGAAGUAUCGAAACAACGAUUCGCAUCAUCAUCCGGUGGGGCGGAAGUUUGGUUCCACGAAGCGUGCGGAGUGUGGGCGCCGGGGCUGCUCGCGGCCGGCUCUCGAGUGUGGGGACUCGCGAGCGCCGUCUGCGGAGCCCGAGCCGCGCGCUGCGGGGGCUGCGGCAAGGCCGGUGCAGCCCUAAGUUGCGCCACCCGGUCUUGUAGGGCCACCACCCAUGUCCCUUGCGCUACAACUUGGACCUUGAAGGACGACUUCCGCGCCUUGUGUCCCAGACACGCCUAGCGAUCGUGAUAGUGAUAAAGAGAGCCAGUUAUAUGUUACCCGUCAAACUAGUGAUAUGUGAAUCUGUCAAACUAGUGAUAUGUGAACAUGGAAUCUGUCAAAUUAGUGAUAUGUGAACGUUGAAUCUGUCAAACUAGUGGUAAUUUCCCAAACGCAGGGAAACUAGUAUGUGAACAUUGUCUCAUACAAUUAAAAUAUUGGGAAGCUGAAAAGUUUAGUGAAGCUGAAAGCAAUUUUGUUACCUGAUGGUAACAUAAUAACAUGAUUUAUUUUUUCUUAGCUCACUUAAAACGAAAACUAGAAAACUCACAGAAAUGCUUAAGCAACAAGCUAAUUAUGGACACCUAUUUUCAUUGCUAAUGAAUAAUAAUACUGUGACACAAGUAAAAAACACAAUUGUAAGAGUAACUUAGUCAUUUUAUAUUUUAGAUAAUGGCAUACCAGGAUUAAUUUGAGAUUCUGAUUGUUCAAUAUUUUUAAAUUUUAACCAGGAAAUAAGUUUAAAAUCUUUUUAAAGAUUUAACUUAAGUCAUUGUUUAAGCAUAUUUCUGAAUUUUCUGUGAUUUGUUUACCGUUUAAGUCUGAUAAAGCUCAAAAGGGCUAGAACCCAGAGCUGUAAAGCCAAUUAAAAAAAUGAGUCUGCUAAGAAAAAUACAUUAUGUGGUAGUUUGUCUUAUGUGUGGGUUUAGAGAGACCCUGAUUUAAUAACUACUAGGAACAUGGUUACACGCUAGGAUGAGAGAUGUGGUUGAAACUCUCAAUUGUGCAGAAGAAUUUUGUUACCUGAUCAUGUUUAAGCAAGUUUUAAUGUGCUAAGUUGACUUAAUGUAAAUUAAACAAUUAUGAAAUCACUCUAAGGUGGCUUUUCCUGAUACAAAUUAUGUAUUUUUUAUCUAAUAUCUUUGUUUUAACAAUUGACUUCAAAUGAAGGUAAAGCUCAGUGCACGGAUAUAAUUUUGGUUAUUCACUCAUUUCUCUCUUUAAAUGGCUAAUGAAUGUGUUGCUGUUUUGCUCGCCCACAGGCUGGCUUUGAAUGUGUGCAAGCGAGACAACAACAGAAUUGUAAGCAAGUGAAAGACUUUAACACAUUCUUCUUACUGUGUCAUUGCCUUAACUUUUGCCUUAUGAUUUGAUAAAACUCUUAAAAAUGUCUAAGAACCGAUCAAAUGACUGAAAUUCUUUCUAUUUUGAGCAUGUGCUUUAGGCUGGCCCUCCAUGAGAAAGUAUAUUGCAAUGACUCUCAUACAUAGACUCUCAAGAAAUCAUGUUUCUCCUUGGGUUUUUUUUUACAGCAGAUUCUCACUAAUCCAGCACUUCCAUAGACAGACAUGUCUAUUACCAGCCCUACCAGGACCUACAGCUUAAGGACCACAGGUUGCACAAAAAUAGACCUCAAGGAUUAUUUUUAAACUAUGCAAUUAGUUAAUUGUAGAUAUGUUACAGUUAUUAAAUAACAUGUAGAUAUACAAGAAAACUAAAUUAAAAUAAUUCAUUAGUUUA